This is a messenger RNA of Salvia hispanica, 668 nucleotides long. Lineage: Eukaryota; Viridiplantae; Streptophyta; Magnoliopsida; Lamiales; Lamiaceae. The record is from RefSeq and is a predicted model, not a curated record.
AUUCUUCUUUUUUCACCAUUCUUGCAAAUCCCCUACACCCCCACCCCCACCUGUCUUAUCACUGUAAAUUUUGAUAUUCUAAGGUUCGUGGGUUGAAAGUGAUGCUGCUGCACCUGAUGUAUUUGUCUGAUGAAUGUGCAGGUGCAUGCGGAUGCGCGUUUGAUCAAUGGAUCUGUGUUCUUCAUGGAUUUGCAUCACCAUGGUUGAGAUAUAGAUAUUACAUGGUUAGAUCCGAAUCACCGGCUCAGCUCGGAACUAGUCAGAUGGUUGUGGUUUUUGGACUACCCAUCUGGAACCAGAACCGGCGUACCUAUUAUGCUUCUAAGCUGUUAUCAGAGGAAAAUGUGAAAAAUCCAUGGAAAUUGGGAAAUGUGAAAUCCGUUGAGAAACUGAAAAAAACAAUAAAAACGAUCAAAUUUGAAGCAAAAUUGAAACCGUCGAGUCGAAUCAACCGUAUAUGCAAGAUCGAUGAUACAACGCAGCUUUGUUGGUAAGAGACUUUUUCUCUACCCAAUGGGUCAUUGGUUCGAGUCAUAAUGGAAUAAAUGUGGAAUCAUUAUUAACCAUUUUUAAAAAAAAACAUCCUAUGCAAGAUCCAAUCUUAAAAUUGCAAGAAUUCAACCCUAUACCAAACGUUGUAGGCUUGUUUGAUUGACAAAAAAUCAUGA